AUGGGUCUGGUGCGUAGGCGAGGAUAUGUCUUGCGCGAGAAGAAAGUCGCGAUUCGAGGGGAGUUCGAGCGGAAGCCCCUCGUUUUGGUAUUGGCGUUCAUCGGCGUCAGCGGAAUACUCAACCACUUCAAUACAGAUGACCGUGUCGACGGCGCUCAAGUGCACGUCAACAUCGUGGAUCCUGGUGGGCCGUCUGACGGAGAGGCGCUAGAACCUAUUGAUCUGGAUGUGGUGAAGAAGCGAAGGGUCAGCGAUGACGAGGGAAAGCUGCUGCCGGGCUCCUACAAGGCGGUUCCUGAUGAGGAGGACGACCAGGAUAAGCGGGAAGUGCAACGCAAAAAUCACAUAUUGAACGCCAUCGGAGGAGGACCAAUCCGUCAUGCAGAGUUCGGCACAUAUGCAGUCGACGAGAUGCGCUCGAACACGACAACGACAUUUCGCCCAACGACGAUUGAAAAGGACAUCCACGACAAAAUUGGCCACCCAGAUCAUCAAGGUAAGGAUUCACAACGCAUUCUUGAAUACGAACAGCAGGCCCGUGGUGCCGAACUGCGGCUGUGGACGCCACCAGUGCUUCGAGGCGCAUAUGAUUUUGGGUUUCGCAUUCGGGGACUGUCGAUAAUGCACUUUUUAGGACCUUCUCGGUCGGCUUUGAUGAAGGGCGAAGUGCCGUCAGUGAACAUGACGGACUUCUCUCGAAAGAAUUGUAUCCAGCCGGCUACGAAGGAUCCAUCUUACGAUAACCUAAAGGAAGCAUUGAGAAACCUUCGCCAGUUUGGAGGCGGCAUUUACAACGAGAGUACAGUGGACUUCAUUCGCGCGAUUGAGCACUUCGUAGAGAGCUUUGGUAAUACUGGUGUGCCUGACGGCGGCCUGAUCUCGGCGAUGCGAAUAAAGGACGAUCUGUCGCUCCAUGACCCCCUACCAGCCGAGCUCCUGUACGAUGAGCAGAAGACGAUGAUAGCCACGCUCAAGGCGCAGCUGGAGGUUAAGCCUACGAGCAACGCGCAGCCUUACUCAGGCAGCAAGUGUUUCUCCACUAAGCGGGCUCAUUUCCGACCUAAGACGCUGCCUGAACCUGUGAAGCAGCACAUUAUCAAGAAUUUCGGAGGUUUGGCGCCCGAGGUCGCGGACCUCUGA
This is a messenger RNA of Phytophthora infestans T30-4, 1140 nucleotides long. RefSeq lists its product as uncharacterized. NCBI's taxonomy places the organism in Eukaryota, Oomycota, Peronosporomycetes, Peronosporales, Peronosporaceae. The record is from RefSeq and is a predicted model, not a curated record. The coding region runs from base 1 to 1140 and encodes 379 amino acids. The transcript is spliced from 5 exons.